AUGUCUCUCCUUCGUCCUUCGAGCUUCUUCAACUCUUCCUUCGACGACUUGGACGUGAUCCCUUCCUCGAUGCGAGACCUCAUGAUGAUGAAUCCCUUCGCGACCGCGGCUGCUAGUCGCCCCAACGUCAAUGGAGGCGACUACCGUAUCUGGUCCGGACCCAAAGUGGACCUUCACGAGGAGGACACCAAGUUUGUCCUCACCGCCGAACUGCCCGGUGUCAAGAAGGAGGACGUCAAGAUCAACGUGGAUGCCGAUCGACGCAGGCUCACCCUCGAGGGUCAUAUGAAAAGCGAAUACUCGUCGCAGCCCGCAAGGGAGACCUCUGCGGACAAGGUGAACGCCAUCAAAGACAAGAAGGACGCUGGCGCCACCUCUGCCUCGAACGAGGUGAGCAAGAAGGAGACUGAUGGCCAGGUCGCUCCUGUCCGCCACGCCCUCGUUUCGGAGCGCGUCUACGGUUCCUUCAGCCGCUCAUUCACUCUUCCUUCUACGGCCAACUUCUCUGACAACAUGCUCAAGGCUCGCUUCAACGACGGUCUGCUCCGCCUCGAGAUCCCCAAGAAGAAAGAAGAGCACUCCAAGACGCGCCAGAUUGCCAUUGAGACAGCUUGA
Messenger RNA from Ustilago hordei, 615 nucleotides. RefSeq lists its product as uncharacterized. Gene Ontology annotation, biological process: response to heat; response to salt stress; response to hydrogen peroxide. The transcript has a single exon. Bases 1 to 615 code for a protein of 204 amino acids. The record is from RefSeq and is a predicted model, not a curated record. Lineage: Eukaryota; Fungi; Basidiomycota; Ustilaginomycetes; Ustilaginales; Ustilaginaceae.